Amphiprion ocellaris (clown anemonefish) is the source of this 11402-nucleotide messenger RNA. RefSeq names its product zinc finger protein 507 (gene znf507). Lineage: Eukaryota; Metazoa; Chordata; Actinopteri; Pomacentridae. The coding region runs from base 141 to 3461 and encodes 1106 amino acids. The transcript has 7 exons. The record is from RefSeq and is a predicted model, not a curated record. Gene Ontology annotation, cellular component: nucleus. Gene Ontology annotation, biological process: regulation of gene expression.
CUCGGAGUCACGUGACUGAUAUUCCAUCCUCGCCAUUUUGCAAUGUGGGAGAGAGUGAGGCCACUUUUUAUGGCUAACGGAUAAAACACAGCAGUUUUAUGCGUUGAGGACAAAGAGCGUCGAGCCUUUCCUCGUCAGUCAUGGAGGAGGCCAGAAACGUAGCUGUGCUCAUCACACACUCCGCCACUGCCUCUUCUUCCUCCUCCACUGCUUCAGCACUGGGAUCCCACACUCAAACCAAAACCCAGGAAGCCAUCAAGCGGGACACCUCCCAGCGUUUUCAGCAGAAACGAGCUGAUGAUUCCCUCAUCCAGGUCAUCGAGAAGCUCAGCAAGAUCGUGGAGAAGCGACCACAGCGCCGCUGUGUCUUGGGAGGACAGAAAAGAGAACUGACCCCUUCUGCAGGGGGAGAGGGAGAUGAGGAGGAGAUGAGGAGAAGCCGUGAAGGCUCUCCCUAUAAGAAAAUUAAGAGAAACUUUAAGGAGGAGGUGGAAUUAGACGGCAGCUCCCUUUCUUCACCUUUGUCAGGUGAUAGUAACAACAACAACAUCACCUCCAUGGUAACAGAGGUAGUUGACAACCCCAACAGCAGCGACCACAAGAGGACAGUUACAUGCUAUCAGUGCAGCCUGUGCCCCUAUCUGUCCCAAACACUGCCUCUGCUGAAAGAACACCUGAAACAGCACAAUGAGCAGCAUAGUGACCUCAUUCUCAUGUGCUCUGAGUGUCAUUUUACCUCCAGAGACCAGGGUCAGCUGGAGGCACAUGUCAGGCUGCACUUUGACAACGGAGGCAAUCUGAAGAGGAAUGCUACUCAUUUAGAUACUUGCAGAGAGGAAAAAGCAGAGCUUUUUAGAAAGCAGGGUGAGGAAUGGACAGGGGAUCAGUGUAGUAUCGGAACUGAUGUGAUCAAAGGCUCAGUGGAUGGUUCCAAGGAGCUACCACAGAAGAAGAAAUGGUAUAGCUAUGAGGAGUAUGGUUUGUACCGGUGCCUGAUUUGCAGCUAUGUGUGCAGCCAGCAGCGAAUGCUCAAGACCCAUGCCUGGAAGCAUGCUGGCCUAGUGGACUGCUCUUAUCCCAUUUUUGAGGAUGAAGAUGGAGGUUCAACAAGAAAAGAGGUACAAGCUACUGCGAACAAUGCUGCAACCAGAGAGGAAUUAGUUGUUUUCUCCCCAGUUCUUCAAGAUAAAAGCCUUCAAAAGCUCCCCACUGCCUUCAAGCUGCAGCUCUGCAUGCCUGUGGCUGUUGACAGCAAACAGGAUGCAUUAAAUCUUCCAGGUUCUGAUCCCAAUGGAAGUCUAAAAACAGUAGAGAAACAGGAGGAGAAUGUAUUCCCUAUCAAAGACCUGACAUCUGAGGAAGCCAUGGUAGAGGUGCAGGUGACAACAGAGACAGAGACUGAGGUGGAGAUAGAUAGUCACCAUGACAGCACCGGUGUCACAGACAGUUUACUGUCAUCAGCUCAGAAGAUUAUCAACAGCAGUCCCAACAGUGCCGGCCAUAUUAAUGUGAUUGUAGAACGCCUUCCUUCAGCUGAGGAUUCUGUUAUGGCGACGAACCCACUUCUUCUCAGCCCAGAUGUGGACAGGGAGAAGAGCUUACUGGAGCCAAAGAAGGAAGAGCAGGACCACAUGGAAGAUGUAAAGGAGGAAGCCAUCCUUGGCUGCAGUCCAGAUAACACUACUGACAGCCAGCCAGCAGGAGCUGAUGUCAUAUCCUCUGUCACUAAAACUAGCGACUCUGCAAGGGAUGAAAACAUUCCCCCAGCUGGUCGUAAGCGGACACAUUCAGAGUCUCUCCGCCUGCACUCACUGGCUGCUGAGGCCCUCGUGGCUAUGCCUAUGAGGACGCCCGAGCUGCCCACAUCCAGCGCCAAGAUAAGUCUGAAGACCAUUGCAGCACAGGCACAGAGCCCACACUUGGGCCAGAAACUUUUUGAGGUGACAGCAGGUGCUCAGAAGGCCUCUGAAGGAGGGCCAGCAGCAGCUCUGUUGGACUUGGAGCUUCAUAGCGAGGACAGAGAGGAGGAUUUAGGACCCCUGUGCUUUGGGGAGGUAGAUGAGGAAGGCCCAGCCACUAAAGCUGGCAUCAGCCUUUCACUGCUUACUGUCAUUGAAAGACUGAGAGAGCGCUCAGACCAGAAUGCCUCAGAUGAAGACAUCUUGAAAGAGCUUCAAGAUAAUGCACAGUUCCAAAAUGGAGCUGUAGCCGGAGUGGUCACAGGAAAUGGAGCAGAGAGCUACAUGUGUAGCAUUCCAGGAGUAGAUGGGUUGCUUGGCUCUCCUGAUGGCGGUCUUGUGGAUUACAUCCCUGGCAGUGAGAGGCCCUACCGUUGCCGUCUGUGUCACUACAGUAGUGGCAAUAAGGGCUACAUUAAACAGCACCUGCGGGUGCACAGGCAGAGGCAGCCAUAUCAGUGUCCCAUCUGCGAGCACAUUGCCUCAGACAGCAAGGACCUGGAAAACCACAUGAUCCACCACUGCAAAACCAGGAUGUACCAGUGCAAACAGUGUCCAGAUGCCUUCCACUACAAGAGUCAAUUAAGAAGUCAUGAAAGAGAGCACCAUAGCUUUGGCAGUGACAUGGCAGCACUCACACCACUCAGUGAAACUGUGGCCACAAUGGAAGAAACUGAACGGGUAACAGAUGAAGAAUGUGGUAUGCAGAAAAUGUACAAGUGCGAUGUGUGUAAUUACACCAGCGCGACAUAUGUUGGGGUGAGGAACCAUCGACGGAUUCACAACUCUGACAAACCUUAUCGGUGCUGCAGCUGUGAUUUUGCCACCACCAACAUGAACAGUUUAAAGAGCCACAUGAGGAGGCACCCUCAGGAGCACCAGGCUGUGCAGCUGCUGGAGCAGUACAGGUGCUCUCUGUGUGGCUAUGUGUGCAGUCAUCCCCCGUCACUCAAAUCCCACAUGUGGAAGCACGCCGGAGACCAGAACUACAACUAUGAGCAAGUUAACAAGGCCAUUAAUGAGGCCAUAUCCCAGAGCACCCGAGCUCCUCAGAAGUUGUCUGCGGUGCUGGAGUCAGUGUCAGAGCGCCCGAUAGUGACCCCACGUUCAAAGGACAAAAUAAAGGGCCCAGUUGAAGCACUGCAAGCGCCCAUAUCAGCAUCAAAGGCUGCUCUCUCUGUUGAUAGCUCAGCAGGCCUCUCUACACCUCCCACAGACCCUUCACAGUGGUCAAGCGAAUCCCUGAGUCCCCAGGGGAAGGAACCUGCACAGCUCCAGUCCCAGAGCCAUCCACGCACGGGCCAGCUCCACCUCACAGGCCCUGGCAUGGAAUAUUGUGUGCUCUUGUUCUGCUGCUGUAUCUGUGGCUUUGAGUCCACAAGUAAAGAGCGACUGAUGGAGCACAUGAAGGAGCACGAGGGCGACAUCAUCAGCAUCAUACUCAAUAAGGAACAGCAGCAGCAGCAACCGGAAGCACAACCCGGCCUCCAAACUGCAGAGUGAGACAUGCCCUUCCCUCCCUCUCCUCAUAUUAUCACCCACCCCGUGCUUUCACAGUGCUGUCCACAAAAGCAUUUCAUUAAGUUUCCUUACCUCUAGGAGGUUGUAGAGGAUACUGAGGCGUAACAGUUUCACAUCUACUGUACCAUAGUCGUUAAUUGUCAUUUUUUUGAAGGUUCUCUGGUUAAGGUUGGUCAUAGCAUCAGAACUGUGAGGCUGCAGUAACUACUAUCCAAUGCAGACACCUUGAAAAGGUUUCAGGACAAGUGAUUAAAGGAUUUUCUGAGUGGCAUGUCAUUUGAAGCAAAUGUUUAAAACAUGAAACAACAUGAUAAUAAGCCAUUAAUAUUUGUGUCAAGCAAUUUCACAUGAAGAAGACAUAAAAUGUCUCUGUAGGGAAGUGAUUUUGAUUUCAAGGGAAAGGCCAGACCUCUGACCCAUGUUAGAUUUUUCAAUAUACAGGGACAAGUUCAUACCUCAGAAAACCACACAAUCCCUCACCAGAAAUGGAAAAAGAUUCACAUAUUUUCCAGUCUAAUUCAUAUAUUAUUGAGUACAAGGCAGCUCUUUUAUUGCUACUGUAAUAUUUAAUGUAUUUAAUCACACACAGUCAAGGCUCUAGCCUAGUAAAGGAGGUACAUGUGCAAAUUCAGCAUCGCCUAAAGGCAUUUUUCACUGCUCGAAUAUCUUUUAAUAUUUAUCCAUUUAUUUUUAUGCAUGUUAGUUUCCGUUAUGCCAAUUUAAAGAGGAAUAUCUUCAAUAUUGUUUCCUUUUUUUGGUUUUGUUUGGGUUUUUUUUGUUUGUUUGUGGGACUUGUAAUUGUACUUGUUAAAUCAUUUAAAAAUUAGAUUCUUUAGAAGUGAAAGAUGUAGAUGUCAAAGGAGGACUGGAAGUUGACUAGAACAAAGCAGAAAUUGGCCUUUGAGGAUUGUCAUCUGCUGGUGGUUUAAUGAAUGUUGACAGAAUGAAAAACAGAAAGGGAUGUUAGCAAAGGUAGAGCUGUUAUUUUAAUUGAACGGUGCCUAGGUAUUUGAAAAAAGGAUUAUGUUUUAAUGAAUGAAACACAAUUAUCACGUGAUUGUGGUGCUAGGCUUACUUUCAGAGUUAUUGAAGGUAUAGUGCAUUUUUUUUAUAGCCCAUGCCAAUUAUCUUGUAUAUAAUAACGUUUUUAUAAUAACCUUUCCACUUUUUGUCAGUGUUUUUAAAAUACAAACUUUCUAGUGUCAAGCGCAACUUGAAAUGAUUGCUGUCCCAGCUAACAAAUGCCUCAAAUAGGAAGACCUGGAUGUGAAAAUAAAGUUUUUAAGGACACAUAUUUUUGAGAUUUUUGUCACAUAGGCAGCCCAUGUCCAUUCACCGACAUGUGAUUGACUGGAAGCAAAAGUGUUUUAUAAUUACUUCAGAACUGAUAGGAGAACUAGUGGUUGACUGAUAAGGGUUUUUCAAUGGCCAGCGCCAAUAUUUAGAGAGCAGGGUGGCUGAUGGGCAGUAUAUAAUGCCAAGUGAAUGUUAUAUUGUUGGUGGGUUUUUUUUUGUUAUUUUGUAAAACGCAACAAUUUAAUAAUUGUUACAAAUGCUGAACUUGAAUUAGCAUCUACUUUUUGUCCAGUAAGUAUAUCUGCAAUCUGCAAAAAAGAAUAUAUCAAAUAAAUCAGUGUCCCAAGGUCAUCAGAAAACUAAGCUCUUUCACAAAAAAAAAAAAAAAAAAUAAUGCAUGAUUGAAAAACAAAGUUCUGGUGCUCUUAACAGCUUUUAUCAGCAAAUAACUUCAUCAUCUGACGUUGCCGUUAGCAAAUUGUAUUACACUCUGUUGCCAAAGCACUGGGUGGCUGUUUAGGGAUUUAUCGUAGCUCAUCUAAGGACACUAAUUCUGUCUGUACAGUAGCUAAUCUUGAAUUGUAAGUUCUGCUGAAGGACCUGUUAUGGAAAGUUCUCUCCUAAUUAUAGAUUUACUCUAUCCUUAACAUGCUAUAUGUUUACUCACUUAAGAGAUUGCAAUGGCCUGUGUGUUCCUUCUGCUUCGCCUUCCCUCUCCUGCUCUGUGUGCCACAUUUUUAGGUUUUUCUGUACCUCUUUUAGUAAUGAUAUUUGUAAUACCGGUCACUUGUUCGCAGCAUUGAAGGCAAGGCUGGACACAGUGUGGAAAUUGACCCAUUAACUGUGGUACCUAAUCAGGCCAUAGCAGAAGGUGCAAACUGACCCAGCAUAGCCCCUGUCAGCUGUCCCCUGGCAGGUCCUUUAGUUCUGAGCCAAUUCCCAACUAAAGAUAUUCACAUUUUUUCUCUCAAAGAUAGGGUUUAAUCUAAUUAUACAGACAGUAAACAUUUAAUGCGUAUGUUGCUACAUGUGGCCAAUGGCAUUUACACUAGAAGUCACAACUUCAGGUAAUGCAAUUAGCAAAUUUAAAAGCUGUAAUUUACGAUACAAACUAUGUCCCCUUGUGUGACAGUCACACCUUUCAUGGUAUCUCAUGUGGUAAUGCUUAGUCACAUGUUUAAAUCUGUUAAGCAGUGAUUAUUAAAUUGAAGCUUGAUUUAAAAACUAAUAAUAAUAUUGCAGCCUUGGCUUUUUUUUUGGCGCAGAUAAACUAAACUGUUUAGUGCCUCUAAAGGUGGCGGUGUAGGCCUUGUUACACAUAGCUAUAUUUAACAAUUACUAGAAGAAGCCAGAAGCAAAGCUAGUGGUUUGCCAACAGCCCAAGAACAAUGAAGAAGAAAAAACAAACAAAAUUUGGGCAAUCUCCAACACAAAAUUGGAGAAAUUCUGGUUUUUUUUUUCCAGUCCUGAAAGUUAAGGAUUCUUUCAUGUCGGCUAAUAAUGGGCUGCCUUUUUUGCUAUAUGGAGGCAAAGACAAUGAAAGAAGCAGCAACAGCUGAUCAGUCAUGUGAGUGACAUGGUCAUCACGUCAGAACUCAUUUGAAAAGGGAUUCUUCAUAUACAGUGAAUCACAUGAAGUCUUUAUUCAAAAAUGUCAACAACCCCUCGAGUGAGCGUAAAAACUUUUGCACAACUAGGAUGUUUUUUCAAAUCUUGCCAUCUCCGAUAACUUCUUUUAAUGUGGAUAAAAAUGCAUUAUAGAAAUACUGCUACUGCCUGCAGAUUUGUCUAAUUUUGGAAAGUAUGAAAGGCACUAAAUGUUUUUUCUUAUUUUGUGGCUAGGGGAAAAUGUAGUUGUCCUGGCUAUAUUAAAGAAAAAAAAAAAAACAACUAAUACUGACCUGGAUGUAACUCUUUUGUGGUGCCACCACAACACGUCUACCUUUUGAACUCAGUAAAUGGAGCAGGGGAUGUGUGCUUGUGGUUAGAGGGAUAGAUACAUCUUCAGAGAAAUGGGGUUACAGCCAAGCCACUGCUAUUUUGAUUCUGUACAUGCUCCACCCUUUAACAGGCUUCACUAUUGGUAACUACUGAAGGCGAAGGCUGUUAACGAUGAGAUGUGCUCCCAGCUGGGCUUGAACUGUACCGCAAACAAUCCAGACCCGACUGCUUACUGAGGGAGAAAAGUCAAGCUACCAGGUCAUUGAGCACCACCCUCCUAGGGAUCCCACAACUGAACUAAACAUUCCAGGUUAGGAGCUGAACAUGACCAGGAGGAAUCAUCAGUCUGACCCAGGCAGGACCUCCACAGACAUACACCAAACACAAUGUGAAACACAGUCAGACAUCAUAUCCAUGAGAUAUGACUGCACACAUGUGGGAGCUGCAGGGAACUUGGGGGAAAUGUGGGAGUCCAGCUGUUCAGAGGCUUACUUCAACAUUUCACGCUGGUCAGUCAUGACCUGGAUAUCUGGGCCAAACAGAGAACCUGUGGAUACUGACAUGUUAGGAAGAUAUCUCCACUUCAAGCUGGACAAGCCCAGCCAGAUGUGACUGUGCCCUAUUUGAGCAGCGCAAUGGUUGCUCAAAUAGCCAUUGUGCCUAUGACAUCUGAAGGAGACUUGUGGUCUGGUUCUCCAUCAGCAGCCACGUUGCUCCAUGUUUUACCUAGCUUGUGGCCCCAGUGUAGCACUGGUCAAACAUGCCAGCCAUCACACUGUCCCCUUGCACGUUAGCAACAGCCACAAGAUGAUGUCAUGUGCAGGUGGAGUAAUGAAAGUAUGACUUUUACCUGAAAAUGAAAGACCACAACAGAGUUCACGGGAAGAAAGAAGGAACGUGAAAAACAACAACAGACAGUGGUAGCAAUGGACCAUUCUGAAGAACAGUUUACUCCACUACAAAGAAGAUUUUGUCCACUGUGACUUGUCCUUUCCAGGAAAGGAGCAAAACAAAAGGACCAGCAACUGUAUAGACAGGAUCAAGAGUAGCUGUCAUGUCUAGGCUUUUGACAUGUUUAUGUCAUGCAAAUGUCAGCAGACGGCUACAUUAGGUAGACAUGUAUGUGUAGUGCCAAUAGAGUAUCGGUGCAGUAGUUACACCUGUAAGUGGGAAAUGAGGUCAAGGAUCUUUGUUGGAGUACCAAGUGAAGCCCGUUAGAGGUUGAAGCAUGUACAAAAUUCAAUGUAAGGAAACAUUUAGAUUCCUAUACAACUAAACUGCAUGCUUAACAAUUCUAAAGAAAACAAAUUUUCUUUUUGUUAAUCUGUCAUUGCCAUUUGUUUCAUUGCUCUUCAAUUGUUGCCGCUUUUCAGCCAACCAACAACUUGUUAUCCUGGUAACCGAGAAAGUACAUAAUGAGCUUCAGACAUGUUGAAAAAGGUCGUAUAAUAGCAAAAACCAUGAUAUUUUCCUAAACCCAACAAUACAACAAAUUGAAAUUAGGUCUAAAAUGAAUGGUUUGUCAUGGGACAAACUCCAGUCUCCUGGGUGAAAGUCCUGUGUCAAACUUAUGCCGCCACCACUUCACCAGCCUGUUAAUGUGUACUUUGGGGCUCUUUAAAAAUGGAAAAGGUUCCUAUAAUAUUGUACUGUUACUGUACGAAGAGAAAAUAUGUGUCUUUCAAAACAUAAGUGAGAAUGCAGUUUAGUUGUAUAAGAACAUAACUUUUUAGAGAAAGGUCUGCACCAGCCCACACAGAUGCAUGUUAUAUAUCUUAGACUGUGACAGGAGUUCAUAUCAGACAAAGUGUGAAGUUCAAUUUGGGACACAAAGUCUGGAAAAACUAAUUUUGCUGAUGCUUUGGUGUUGAUUACCAGAGAGCCAGUAACAAUGUCUCAACCCAUCCAAUGGAUCAUCCAGUCCCAUCACGCAGGACGCACUAUCAUGUUAAUUCAUCGGUAUGCCUCCACUUUUUUACGAUGACAUAGACUGAGGCUGAGGAAAUUAAGAUGAAAUAGAAUAUACAUAAUUCAUCCCCACGCCCACCGUACAUAACGGCUUAAAAUUGUGCCUAUGCGUGUGUGUGUAGCAGGGUGGAUGAAGCAAAAUUAAAACUCUAUCUCAAAGACCUUUUACCUGGCCUAGAAUUCUCAUUAUAAUAGUAGAUAAUUGUUGUCAGACUUUUAAUUUACUAUUCUGCAUGGCAGGAUUAAAGAUGACGGUGGCAUAUAAAUUUAAAAAAUUAAAUAAAAGUGAGAAUUUACUGUCCCCGUGUUUGACGACUUUAAAUGAGGAAUAAGAAUUGAAAAACCGCACCGACACACACACACACACACACACACACACACACACACACACUCACACACACACACACACACAUACACACACACACAUAACACUAUUAUUUCAGUUAGAUGACAAAUGUUUAUUAUUUAAGCCCCAAAAACGAAUAAAGGAACACAGCUUUAAAAGAUCGUUCUGGUCUAUUCUGAUUUUAUUUUCAUACUUUUUGCUACCAUUUCUAUGGGCUAUAAAAAGUUUUCACACCCCUUUUGUUGCUUUUCAAACAUUAAAUCAUGGUUAAUUUGUUUCACAAAAAUGAUUCUUUCGCUUUAAGGUGACAGCAGGUUUCUACAAAGUAAUAUUUGAUUACAAAUAUAAAAUAAGCGAUUGCAUAAAUAUUGACCACCUUCAAGUCAGUAUUUAGUAGAUGCUCCUUUUGCUACAUUGAGCCAAUGUGAACAGGUCUCAGUCAGCCUUACACUUCUAAACACUGCAGUUUUAUCCAAUUCAUCUUUGCAAAGCUGCUCAAGCUGCUGUCAGGUUGCACAGAGCUCUUUUCAAGACAAGUUUCACAAUAUGGGGAUGCUAGCAAGGUAAAAAAAAUAAAUAAAAUAAAAAAUAAAAACAGCAAAACUAUUGAUUUUCACUGGGGAUAAUCUUUAAAAUGUCAUAAACUCAGAUGAAUCUAAAGACAGCCCAUAUCUGUAGCUAUUAUGUAAAACAUGCUGCUGCCUUGUUCGCAUGACGCAACACAUUAAUACCACUGUAGGGCUGUUGUGAAUGCAAAAAGUUUAACCUUUAGCCGUUUUUUUCCCAUCAGUGGUGUGAAAUCUAAAAUGUCUCCCACAUUGCUUCUCACAUAGCCUGACUAUCUGUGCAGCAUUGCAAAGUUCUAUUCAUCUUGCUAAAAAUAAAAUUCUAGCCUACACACAGUCAGAUUAUCCCCAAGGCUGGAGAAAUGUAUUUGGAUAUAAAUGCGAAGGUAAAAAGUAACUGUCCACUGACGGCAUCCAUCACAGAUUACAGCCCCACUCAGUCCAGCUGGCCAUCAUUCAUUCAUGUCAUCAUCGAGGGGUUGAGGAAAUUAUUAAUAUUAUCAGUCUGACCCUUUAAAGUUAGUGUGUGUAUAAGAAGAUAUGAUCACAAUUGAUCACAAAAAUUAACAAGAAAAGCUCUCAGAGCGCAGUACUCUGCCAAGGCUGCUCAGUCAUUGUAUCAUUUCCAACGCUAAAGUCCAGAUGUCAGAUUUUAUGUAGGAUCACAAUCAUGUGAUCGUCUGCAGGCAGCUGACGUACAGUAUAUCCUGUUCCUCCAUCAUAUGGAGUUGCGAUUACAAAGUAGCUCAUGAUGACACUUUGAGUAGAAUAUGGAAGAAAAUUAUAUUUUUGCAAUGUUGAUUGCUAACAAAUGAAGACAAAAAACAGGUUAAAAUCAAAUUGUGUCCAAAUUACUGCAAGGUUGAGAUAACAGCUGGGAAAUUCAUCUUUGGUUGUUCCCUUGGUGGUGAAUACAUGUAGGCUAAAGGGGAUUUAGCAAGUAGUGAUAUAUCCCAUUUGCUGUCACAAAUUGCAGAAGUGUGUUAGCACAGGCAGCAGACACUGCGAGUAUGAAACCAAGUGUAUGUUAGAGCGUACACAUGCUCUCCUUUCACUACAGUUGCAAUUCCCACAGCCAGCUUUAACUUACACCACAUUAAUCUAUGCCAUGUUGAUAAUUGUAAGCAAUGACCUCUUUGUGGCAAAGAAAGAAUUGUCUUUUUAUUCUGAAACUUCAUUUUAAUACCUAAAUGUGCUUGCAUUUGAUCUAUGUUUUGAUUUGGCCUCUAAAUGGUCAGUUAGUGACACUGAAGUGGCAGCAAAACUCUUGUGUCAGCACUGAUCAGGUUAACACCUCAGUGUGUUUUCCAUGCAGGCUUUUUAUUCAGCAAUUUGUGGAGACAAAAACAACAACAGCCCAUGUAAACCAGCACUUUCAUGUAUCACUAGCUAGAGCUUAAAUACUUGGGACUGUAUUUUAAGUGUGUAUAUACUGCAGAACCUCAAAACUGACUUUUAAAAAAAAAGACAAUAUAUAUAUUUUUAAUUAUCUUGGCAAAAAAAAGAAUUUAAACCAAAAAAAUCCAUUUAAUUUCAGGCCUGUUCCUAUUCACUACCCGUCUUUUUAAGAGAACUGAUGGUUGUAAGCUAAAAACAGCAAAAUGAGCUGCAUGAAUUUAAACCAAAGGAGAUGGGUGAGAUUCUGGUUAGUGUUUUGUAAUUGAGGUUUAACAUGGAGUUAUCACCAACAAUGAUGCAACACUUGCUUUGUGUUUAUUUAUUUUUAGCACUUCAUGGGCAGUAUUAUGUCACUUUGCUAUUGUAUUUUUGCUAAUAAAAACUGAGAAAUAAAUGAAUAAGAAAUGA